AUGGAGCAAGGCCGUGGCGAAGCUGCCAUCGCGGAAGGAGAUCUGGAGAGGACGGACGCGGAGACCGUGGCGGAUGCCGUAUUUGUUGUGCAUAUUCCCUCAGUGGGCCCUGAGCAGCCACCCAGUGUAUCAAUUAAAGUUGAUAUGAAUGAGGAAGCUGCUGGCAACAAGAGGAAGCUGGACAUCGCUGGGUUCAACGACCCGUCUGAUUCUGACGACGACGAGGAGUGGGAUGUCGUGUACAAGGUACCCCCGCAUAUCAAGGUACCUACCCCAAACAAGGACGAUUACCAUAUAAACCCUAACACAUACGAGGGAGAGUUCUUUCAAGAAGCAAACUCUGACGAAGACGAAGAUGAUGCAGAGGAAGAUGAUGGUGUGCAUCACGAACAUGAUGAUAUGGAACAUGAGGCCAUGGAUGACAUGGAAGUAGAUAAUGCAGAGGAUGAAUACGAGGAUGUUUUUGACCCUCAAGAUUUGGCAUUACUUAUGCGAUGGCACAUGAGGCUAGAUGAGGAUGAGGGCCCCCCUGAAGACUUCGAGGAUGAAUGUAUGAACGGGCGUGAUAGCGAUGAUGAAAGCCCUGAUCCAAAUGUUGCACCUAAUAUUGACCCUUAUUUCUAA
This is a messenger RNA of Aegilops tauschii subsp. strangulata, 624 nucleotides long. The record is from RefSeq and is a predicted model, not a curated record. NCBI's taxonomy places the organism in Eukaryota, Viridiplantae, Streptophyta, Magnoliopsida, Poales, Poaceae.